UGAAAACACAAAAAUGAAGACAUUUAAUGGUUUUGUUCUUUUGCUGGUUGGCAUGUUAUCAGCUUGCUGCAUUUCGGAAGGAGCUUCAAUCAGAGAAACAAAUGCUUUUAGUUGGCAAUGCAACAACACAGUGAUACACGCCCUUCAUCUGGGAGAAGAGUACUUCAUUGAGAGUGUUCUCUUCCCCUCUCUCGGAAUAUCAAGAAACUUUAUCAGAGCUGGAUCUCUUGCUGAAAGAAUUAUCAAUCAUCCUUUCUUCAACAAGUUAGUAGGGCUCUCAGUGGAACUUUUUAAGAACACGAUCUUGUCGUUUUUUAAGAAAGUGGCCGAAGAAAUUCCAUUUGUUCAAGAAGUGUUAGAGGCACUGAAUUUCUUUAAUAAUGAAAUUGCUUCUGCGGUUUGCCGAACGUCUGGCUUUAUGAUCGACCGAAUUGGCAAAAAGCGUGAUUUUGAAUCGUUAUAUUUCAAAAAUUAUUUUAGUAGAUUAACUUGGGAGGAGAAAAUUUUGUACGGGAUUAAAUAUUUGGUCACAUUAGUAGAGAAGGAUUGGGAAAGAUUUUAUAGUGAGCUAAAGGGGGACAUUGAGGGAUUUUUUAAUUAGUUAAAAAUGUUUAAUCUUUUUUUUUUUCAUCAGGGAAUAAAUUUGUUUUCGGAGAUUGAUUUCAAGACUUAAUAGUAUCCAAAAAACCCUGUUUUUCAACAGGUUUUAACAAACUUUUAUCAAAUAUACUCGGUAAGCCUACAUAGAGCCGUUGUACAUAUAUGUACCUGUAAGUUAUUACUCUUUUGUUUUCAUAAUAUGUUAUGUUUGUCUUGCGUAGCUUCUUUUGCUUUCACGGUAUCAAGAUAUCCGGUGAUGAUCGUCAACUUUAAUGGCGGUGGUGGU
Molecule: messenger RNA, 886 nt
Organism: Saccostrea cuccullata (small rock oyster)
Lineage: Eukaryota; Metazoa; Mollusca; Bivalvia; Ostreida; Ostreidae
Exons: 2
Coding region: 14-601 (195 amino acids)
Source: RefSeq, a predicted model, not a curated record